Molecule: messenger RNA, 2077 nt
Organism: Venturia canescens
Lineage: Eukaryota; Metazoa; Arthropoda; Insecta; Hymenoptera; Ichneumonidae
Product: arrestin domain-containing protein 17-like
Exons: 5
Coding region: 358-1695 (445 amino acids)
Biological process (GO): protein transport
Cellular component (GO): cytoplasm
Source: RefSeq, a predicted model, not a curated record
CCACACACGACACACUGAGCUGCUGCUGCUGCUGCAUGUGUUAUUCACUGUACACGAAUGGAGUUUCGCGACAUAUAUUUACGGCGAUCCGGUGUAUGUCUCUACUGACAUAAGUUUUGAAAAAAGUAAAAAAAGAAUGGUCUUCCCUAGAGAAGAGGUUCUAUAAUAUCGCGCUUCGGAGAGUGUGGAUAAUGCUGAGUGGGCAGUGCGUUAAAAAAAUAAUUUAAGUGUUGUCUCCGGAACGAAAGAGAUCUUCGCUUUGCAGCGAAAAUCGUUUCUCCUGCGUAUGCUUCGAAUUUUCGGCUUCUAAAUCUCUCGUAGUUCCUUUUUAAUAACAAUUUUAUCUAAAUAACAACCAUGGGUCUCGAGGAUUUAAGAAUAGUGUUUGACAAUCCCUGGAGCACCUAUUAUCCCGGCCAAACAGUAACUGGACGGGUCAUUGUUAGACUUUCUUCGAUCAAGAAAAUUCGUGGAAUAAGCCUGAAGAUUAAGGGCGAGGCGAACACGUGCUGGGCAACGGACAGACAAGAAUUGAACAACGAGGGAAGAUACGAGAACGAAUCACAGACCGUUACCGGUCACGAGGAAUACUUUAGCCAACAGUACUAUCUCGUUGGAUCGGCAUCGGGAGAUGAGAUGGAGCUGCCAGUGGGUGAGCACGUUUACCCAUUCACGUGUUCGUUGCCGCCGAGUUUGCCGAGCAGUUUCGAGUCGCACUACGGUCACGUGCGCUACACGGUCAAAGCGAUAUUGGACAGGCCAUGGAAAUUCGAUCAAGAGGUCAAAACAGCCUUCACCGUCGUCUCGAAUUUUGAUUUGAAUCGAGAGCCCCGAGCAUCCGAGCCGAUAAACCAAGAAGCCUCGAAAACGUUUUGCUGCUUGUGCUGCGGCUCCGAACCGUUGAAAGUGAACGUGACACUGCCAGCCCGGGGUUACGUGCCUGGACAAGCGAUGCCGAUCAGAGUCACGGUCGACAAUAAAUCCGGCGUUGUUGUCGAAACGGUCAAACUGAUUCUACGGAAAAUUGUAACUUUUCGGGCUACGACUCCUCGCUCCGACACCAAAAGGGACAAAAUAGUCGUCGCUGAAGUCAGCAAAGGGCCUGUUCCCGCCGGCGAUUAUUCCGACUACGAACAGAGACUCGAAGUCCCUCCGCUUCCACCUUCCAAUCUCGCCAACUGCAGCAUUAUCGAUCUUGAGUAUAAUCUCAAGAUCGAGGCUUGUGUCGUCGGCUGGUAUCAUUGCAAUUUGAAAAACAACACGUUAGUUUUCAUCGGAACGGUGCCAUUGGCGAAUUAUCAACGGGCCAUAUCGCCUCCGGCUAUGAAAGGACCAGCAGCGAAUGAGGAAAAGCUCGGUGGUGAGCCAGCGGAUCCCACGUACGGUGGAUACCCGAAAGGAUAUCCGGCUUACGCGCCUGGUGGUGAGCCUGGCGCCACGCUUCCGCUCGGAAUCGGUGGAUACCCUUCGAUACCUCCUACGGCGCCGGAAAUUCCGGAGUGGGAUAACAACGGGCAGCCGAACGCUCAAUCGAAUUCUCACCUUUAUCCCAAUCUGCCUCCACCGUCGUACGAGGAGUCAGGUUGGUCAAUUCGAAGUCUUCGAGAACCUGGAGAAUCGGACAAGAUUUUGGGCCUCCGAAGUCACUUCGCUCCGCGAUAUCCGGUGUACAAUUUCGCUCCGCCUUCCCAAUAGUUUCUCUACCUGAUAUUUAUUCACGCCAAAAUAUUGCAAGUGCCUAUUAUUGCUCAACAACCAGUUGGCUUUGAAAAUCGAUGCGGAACGAUUCUCCGUGCCAGAUUUGCGCAUUACAAAUGCUUCAUUCGGACAUGAUGGCACGCAAAUGGACGCAGCACGCGAGCACAAAGCUUUUUCCUCGGUUUUUUGUAUAUAUUUAUAGGUUAUAUGUUUAUGAAGCAUUUUUUGUGUAACUCGUGUGAUCGUGUGAUUAAACGCGAUUGCUAGAAUGGAAUCGUUCGAUGUUGCGCAGUCCGAGUUUUUAUCACGUAUAAUAUUCAAAACUUUAUUUAUAUACACAAUGUUUGGAAGUAAAUAAAGCGAAACUUAUACAACAAAA